Colletotrichum acutatum is the source of this 987-nucleotide messenger RNA. Its product is annotated as emp24/gp25L/p24 family/GOLD. Bases 91 to 723 code for a protein of 210 amino acids. Lineage: Eukaryota; Fungi; Ascomycota; Sordariomycetes; Glomerellales; Glomerellaceae. The transcript is spliced from 3 exons. Gene Ontology annotation, biological process: intracellular protein transport; Golgi organization; endoplasmic reticulum to Golgi vesicle-mediated transport. The record is from RefSeq and is a predicted model, not a curated record. Gene Ontology annotation, cellular component: Golgi apparatus; COPII-coated ER to Golgi transport vesicle; endoplasmic reticulum.
CGACAGCUUGUCCAGAAUCCCCUGCUUCACGAGUCGACGAGAGAUACCCUCACGCGCCCACCCAGGAUUCUCCCCAAGCAACAACACAUCAUGAGGGUGUCCGCCAUUGCCUGCGGGCUUUUCGCCUGCUUCGUUUCCCAGGUCGCUGCCACGGCAUUGACCUACAAGCUCCACGCCAACGAGAAGGCCUGCUUCUACGCCAAGACCCAGAAGGAUAACGAGAAGAUUGCCUUUUACUUUGCCGUCCAAUCCGGUGGCUCUUUCGAUGUCGACUACACCGUCACCGGCCCGGGCAACAAGAUGAUCCUCGAUGGAGCCAAGGAGCGCCAGGGUGACUUUGUCUUCACGGCCCAGCAGAUGGGCGACUACGAGUUCUGCUUCAACAACGAGAUGAGUACCUUUGCCGAGAAGUUUGUCGACUUCGAGAUUGCCGUCGAGAACGAGGUUCGCGCUCAGCUUCCCGCCAAGCAGGGCGCCUCUCCCGAACAGCACUCCACCCUCGAGGAGACCAUCUUCAAGCUCUCCGGCCAGCUCUCGACCAUCUCGAGAGGCCAAAAGUACUUCCGCACCAGAGAGAACCGCAACUUUAGCACCGUCCGCAGCACCGAAGGCCGCAUCAUCAACUUCAGCAUGAUCCAGUGCGCCCUCAUCGUGCUUAUGGGAGCUCUGCAGGUGUUCAUCGUUCGCUUCUUCUUCCAGGGCGCGCGCAAGGGCUACGUAUGAACGGCGCAACGAACCAAAAAAGUUAUUCUGGAUUUCAUCGCGGCGCGGGGUAAAAGGAGUCACCAGGGACUCGUGUAUAUCACAAGUAAAAAGAGACUUGAUGUGGUUCACGGUAUGAGAUAUCUACGACGAUCAAAAUUCAGCGCUGUUGUCAUGAAGAAGGGAGUCUGCGGGUCGACUGGCCCGUAACUGGGAGCCUUGGAGCACAUGUAGCACCGGUACCGGUAGUGGACUUGAUGAAUGGUUUAAUGAGUGUUCUCCCUA